AUGUAUAAGUGUCUUGUAAGAUCGUUUAUCCCGUAUACAUUUCAUUCGAGCGCACGAAAACCGUAUAAAUUUAGUUUUGUGCACAUAAAUACGCAAUUACGACCUCUAGCACUUAAGAGUCACAUUAUGAGCAGCGAUCAGCAAUUGCCUCCUGUGGAUCCCAAAACUGGGGAAAUCAUAAUUAACCCUUUGAAGGAAGAUGGUUCUGAAAAGACACCAAAGGAAAUCGAGAAGGAAAGAAAGAAGGCUGAAAAACUAUUGAAGUUCGCAGCCAAGCAAGCCAAGAAGGCCCAAGCUGCGAGUAAGCAGGCUGCUGCCCCAAAGAAGGAGAAGAAGAAGAAGGAAGCCGAGCCUAUUCCUGAAUUUGUCGACAAGACCGUUCCAGGUGAAAAGAAGAUUCUCGCCUCUCUGGACGACCCGGCGUUGAAGGCUUACAACCCAGCCAAUGUGGAAAGCUCCUGGUACGAUUGGUGGAUCAAGAGCGGCUUCUUCGAGCCAGAGUUUACUGAAGAUGGAAAGGUCAAGCCAGCAGGGCUGUUUUCUAUUCCGGCACCACCUCCAAAUGUCACUGGUGCCUUGCAUAUCGGUCACGCCUUGACAAUUUCUAUCCAGGACUCAUUAAUAAGAUACAACAGAAUGAAAGGCAAAACUGUGCUCUUUUUACCAGGUUUCGACCACGCUGGUAUUGCUACUCAAUCAGUUGUUGAGAAGCAAGUUUGGGCCAAGGAAAAGAAAACUAGACACGACUAUGGGAGAGAAGCAUUCAUUGAAAAGGUAUGGCAGUGGAAAGAUGAAUAUCACAACAGAAUCAAAUGCCAAAUUCAAAAACUGGGUGCUUCUUAUGAUUGGAGCCGUGAAGCCUUUACCUUGAGUCCAGAACUUUCCAAGUCAGUGACUGAAGCCUUCGUGAGAUUGCACGAAGACGGCACUAUCUACCGUGCGUCUAGAUUGGUUAACUGGUGUGUCAAGUUGAACACAGCUAUUUCUAACUUGGAAGUCGAAAAUAAAGACAUCAAGGGAAGAACCCUAUUGUCUAUUCCGGGUUACGAUGAAAAGGUUGAGUUUGGUGUUUUGACUUCUUACUCUUACCCAGUUAUUGGAUCAGACGACAGAAUUACUGUUGCCACUACUAGACCUGAAACUAUGUUUGGUGAUACCGCAAUCGCCGUUCACCCUGAUGAUUCCCGUUACAAGCAUUUACACGGAAAAUUUGCUCAACAUCCUUUCCUUGAGAGGAAAAUUCCAAUUGUUUGUGAUGCCGAGGCUGUAGAUAUGGAAUUCGGUACCGGUGCUGUUAAAAUUACUCCAGCGCACGAUCAAAACGAUUACAACACCGGUAAACGUCACAAUCUAGAAUUUAUAAAUAUCUUUACCGAUGACGGUUUACUAAACGAGAACUGUGGACCUGAAUGGGCGGGAGUAAAGAGAUUUGAUGCGAGAAAAAAAGUCAUCGAAGAACUCCAAAAGCUAGGUCUCUACGGUGGUCAAGAAGACAAUGAAAUGACUAUCCCAACUUGUUCCAGAUCGGGUGACGUUAUUGAACCAUUGCUGAAGCCUCAAUGGUGGGUCGCUCAAGGAGAUAUGGCUAAAGAAGCUAUCAAGGCCGUCAAGGAAGGUAAGAUCACUAUCACCCCUAAGUCAUCUGAGGAGGAGUACUUCCGCUGGCUUGAAAAUAUUCAAGAUUGGUGUAUUUCCAGACAAUUAUGGUGGGGUCAUCGUUGUCCCGUCUAUUUCGUAGACAUCGAGGGGCAAGAGAAUGAUAAAAACGAUGGUGAGUUUUGGGUUUCUGGUAGAAACUUGGAAGAGGCCGAAGCCAAGGCUGCGAAGAAAUUCCCUAAUGUUAAGUACACUUUGGAGCAAGAUGAGGAUGUUUUAGACACUUGGUUCUCCUCUGGUUUGUGGCCUUUCUCUACCCUAGGUUGGCCCGAGAAGACUAAGGACCUCGAGAACUUUGCUCCAUUCUCUAUGUUAGAGACUGGUUGGGAUAUUCUUUUCUUCUGGGUUUCCAGAAUGAUUCUAUUGGGCCUAAAGUUAACCGGCGAAAUUCCAUUCAAGGAGGUUUUCUGUCACUCUCUUGUCCGUGAUGCUCAAGGUAGAAAAAUGUCUAAAUCCUUGGGUAACGUCGUUGAUCCUCUAGACGUUGUCAGUGGUAUUAGGCUUGAAGAUCUACAUGCUAAACUCUUGGGUGGUAACUUGGAUCCAAGAGAAAUCGAGAAGGCAAAGGCUGGUCAGAAAGAAUCUUAUCCAAACGGUAUCCCACAGUGUGGUACUGAUGCCUUGAGAUUCGCUUUAUGUGCCUACACUACUGGUGGUCGUGAUAUUAAUUUGGAUAUUCUAAGAGUGGAGGGCUACAGAAAGUUCUGUAACAAGAUUUACCAAGCAACCAAAUUUGCUUUGAUGCGUCUAGGCGAGGAUUACACGCCUCCUGCAAAGGAAACACUUUCUGGCAAUGAAUCUUUAGUUGAGCAAUGGAUCUUGCACAAACUGACUCACUACGCCAAGUCAAUCAAUGAAGCGUUCGAGAAACGUGACUUCUUAACAGCUACAAGUGAUAUCUAUGAGUUCUGGUACUUGAUUUGUGAUGUAUACAUUGAGAAUUCGAAGUACCUGAUCAACGAAGGAUCUGACAUUGAGAAGAAGUCUGCCAAGGAUACCCUUUACGUUCUUUUGGAUAACGCAUUGAGAUUGAUCCACCCAUUCAUGCCAUUUAUCACUGAAGAAAUGUGGCAAAGAUUACCAAAGAACUCGUCUGCUGUUGAGUCCAUCGUCAAGGCCUCUUUCCCUACCUAUAGAAGUGAUUUCGACAACGAAAAAGCUGCUCUCGACUACGAGUUGGUUUUGGACAUUACCAAGGAGGCUCGUUCAUUGUUGGCGCAAUAUAACAUCUUGAAGAAUGGUAAAGUUUUCAUCGAAUCUGGUAAUGAGCACUAUUUCGAAACCUCUGUUUCUCAAAGAGACUCCAUUGUUUCAUUAAUCAAAGCCAUUGAUGAGGUAACAGUUGUUAAGUCGGCCUCUGAAGUUCCAGAGGGUGCUGUCUUGCAAGCCGUGACACCUGAAGUCAAUGUCCACGUGUUGGUCAAGGGACAUGUUGACAUUGAAGCAGAAAUCUCAAAAACUAAGAAGAAGUUGGAAAAGACCUUAAAGACCAAGGAAGGUAUCGAAAAAAUCAUGAAAAGUAAGGAUUACGAAGCCAAAGCCAAUGAACAGGCAAAAGAAUUAACUAUGACUAGACUAGAGAACACUGUCGCUGAAAUCGAAGGUUUGGAAGCCACCAUUUCGAACUUGGAACGUUUACAAUUGUGA
This is a messenger RNA of Lachancea fermentati, 3303 nucleotides long. The record is from the annotation of a GenBank genome assembly. Lineage: Eukaryota; Fungi; Ascomycota; Saccharomycetes; Saccharomycetales; Saccharomycetaceae.